Messenger RNA from Spea bombifrons (plains spadefoot toad), 3130 nucleotides. RefSeq names its product argonaute RISC catalytic component 2 (gene AGO2). The transcript has 19 exons. Gene Ontology annotation, biological process: regulatory ncRNA-mediated gene silencing; regulation of DNA-templated transcription. Gene Ontology annotation, cellular component: RISC complex. The record is from RefSeq and is a predicted model, not a curated record. Gene Ontology annotation, molecular function: endoribonuclease activity, cleaving siRNA-paired mRNA; protein binding; RNA binding. Bases 295 to 2880 code for a protein of 861 amino acids. NCBI's taxonomy places the organism in Eukaryota, Metazoa, Chordata, Amphibia, Anura, Pelobatidae.
AUUCGUUACGGCCUACGCUCCUCCCCGUGACGUAUCCCGGCCCACCUCCCCUGCUGAGUGAAGCCUGUUCCCCGCCGCUCUGCCUCAGUUUAUGUCGGGCCAAAGCAGGGACGUGGAGACAGUACGGAGCGCGUUAUUCCCUCCUCCUGCCGCCGUGUUUGCGUUCCUCACGCCAUGGAGACCUGAGUGAGAGCCGCGGAUAGAGCUGCCGUAUCCUCCGCUGCCGGGAGCUUUCAUUACCGCGCAUUCGGAACUUUACUCCCUUCACCUGAGGUUGCUACUGCGGGAAACAAGAUGUAUUCCGGAGCAGGUCCGGUGCUCGCACCCCCGCCCCCGGCGUCACCGCUCCCGAUGCCGGCGUUCACGUUCAAGCCUCCGUCGCGGCCAGACUUUGGCACCUCGGGCAGGACCAUCAAAUUGCAGGCAAACUUUUUUGAAAUGGACAUUCCCAAAAUUGAAAUCUACCAUUACGAAAUUGAUAUAAAACCAGAAAAAUGCCCCAGGAGGGUGAACAGGGAGAUAGUUGAGCAUAUGGUGCUGCACUUUAAGGCUCAGAUCUUUGGUGACCGGAAACCAGUGUUUGAUGGACGGAAGAACUUGUACACGGCAAUGCCGCUUCCCAUCGCGAGAGAUAAAGUGGAGUUGGAAGUCACCCUGCCCGGUGAGGGCAAAGAUCGCAUUUUCAAAGUGGCCAUCAAAUGGAUGGCCUGCGUGAGCCUGCAAGCGUUACACGAUGCGCUGUCCGGCCGUCUCCCCAGCGUGCCAUUUGAGACUAUCCAGGCCUUGGAUGUUGUCAUGAGACAUUUGCCCUCUAUGAGGUACACACCAGUAGGAAGAUCCUUCUUCACUGCAUCUGAAGGCUGCGCGAAUCCUCUCGGCGGAGGAAGGGAAGUCUGGUUCGGCUUCCAUCAAUCAGUUCGACCUUCACUGUGGAAAAUGAUGCUUAACAUAGACGUAUCUGCCACGGCGUUUUAUAAAGCACAGCCGGUAAUAGAGUUUAUGUGCGAAGUUCUUGAUUUUAAAAGCAUCGAGGAGCAACAGAAGCCUCUGACAGAUUCUCAGAGGGUUAAAUUUACCAAAGAAAUAAAGGGGCUAAAAGUGGAAAUAACGCACUGUGGACAAAUGAAACGCAAAUACAGAGUAUGCAAUGUGACAAGACGACCCGCAAGUCACCAGACAUUCCCUCUCCAGCAAGAGAGCGGGCAGACGGUGGAGUGCACCGUCGCGCAGUAUUUUAAGGACCGACACAAACUAGUGCUUCGCUAUCCUCACCUACCAUGUUUACAAGUCGGACAGGAACAAAAGCAUACGUACCUACCUCUCGAGGUAUGUAACAUAGUGGCAGGACAAAGAUGCAUAAAAAAAUUAACGGACAAUCAAACCUCUACUAUGAUCCGAGCAACAGCCCGCUCCGCGCCCGACCGGCAGGAAGAGAUCAGUAAAUUAAUGCGUAGCGCAAGUUUUAACACUGACCCAUUUGUAAGAGAGUUUGGAAUCUUGGUGAAAGAUGAUAUGACCGAUGUUACCGGCAGAGUCCUUCAACCUCCUUCAAUCCUUUACGGAGGCAGGAAUAAAGCGAUCGCUACCCCUGUGCAGGGUGUCUGGGAUAUGAGGAAUAAACAGUUUCACACAGGCAUCGAAAUUAAAGUGUGGGCAAUCGCGUGCUUUGCCCCCCAGAGACAAUGUACGGAGCUUCACCUCAAGACCUUCACGGAGCAGCUGAGGAAAAUAUCACGGGAUGCUGGAAUGCCGAUACAGGGGCAGCCCUGCUUCUGCAAGUAUGCCCAAGGAGCCGAUAGCGUGGAGCCCAUGUUUAGGCACUUAAAGAACACCUACACGGGGCUGCAGCUAAUCGUCGUGAUCCUUCCCGGGAAGACGCCUGUCUAUGCCGAGGUAAAACGCGUUGGCGACACGGUUCUGGGCAUGGCCACACAGUGCGUGCAGAUGAAAAACGUGCAGAGAACCACACCACAAACCUUGUCUAACCUGUGCUUAAAGAUCAACGUCAAGUUGGGAGGAGUAAAUAAUAUCCUACUGCCGCAAGGAAGGCCUAUGGUGUUCCAGCAGCCGGUAAUUUUCCUUGGAGCAGAUGUCACCCACCCGCCUGCCGGGGAUGGCAAAAAACCAUCAAUUGCUGCGGUUGUUGGUAGUAUGGAUGCUCACCCGAACAGAUACUGCGCCACUGUGAGGGUGCAACAGCACCGGCAAGAGAUCAUCCAAGAUCUGUCCGCCAUGGUCCGCGAACUCCUUAUCCAGUUCUACAAGUCCACGCGCUUUAAACCGACAAGGAUCAUCUUCUACCGCGAUGGCGUUUCCGAGGGGCAGUUCCAGCAGGUAUUGCAUCAUGAAUUGCUGGCGAUUAGAGAAGCAUGCAUUAAACUGGAGAAGGAUUAUCAGCCAGGCAUCACUUUCAUUGUUGUGCAGAAAAGGCAUCACACUCGACUUUUCUGUACGGAUAGAAAUGAACGGGUUGGGAAAAGUGGAAAUAUCCCGGCCGGAACCACGGUAGACACAAAAAUCACCCACCCCUCCGAGUUUGAUUUCUACCUGUGCAGUCACGCUGGGAUUCAGGGAACAAGCCGGCCCUCGCACUAUCACGUGCUCUGGGAUGACAACCGAUUUUCCGCCGACGAGCUGCAGAUCCUCACGUACCAGCUCUGCCACACUUACGUACGAUGCACUCGUUCUGUGUCUAUCCCCGCUCCUGCUUACUACGCACAUCUAGUGGCCUUCAGAGCACGAUAUCACUUAGUGGAUAAAGAGCAUGACAGUGCUGAAGGGAGUCACACAUCUGGCCAAAGUAAUGGCAGAGAUCACCAAGCACUUGCUAAGGCAGUCCAAGUUCACCAGGACACGCUCCGUACCAUGUACUUUGCUUAACUUGCACAGGCAUCCAUUUGUCUGAGAGGCACUACCGAAGGAGGAUUCACGCCAGACCAGCUGCACUUAGGUGUAAUCCAACGACAAGUGCAAUCAUGCGUAACCUGAUCAUUUACCAUGUUUAACCAGCCUUCCGUCCACACCGUUUGUUACUGAACUGCAGACUUCUAAGUGAUAACGCAAUCUGGGGUUUGCUAAAGAAAACAAAAAAAAAAGCGUUUACAGAACUGGGUGAAAAAAAACAAAAAAA